Messenger RNA from Trichoderma atroviride IMI 206040, 393 nucleotides. The record is from RefSeq and is a predicted model, not a curated record. NCBI's taxonomy places the organism in Eukaryota, Fungi, Ascomycota, Sordariomycetes, Hypocreales, Hypocreaceae.
AUGACAACCGCAGCACCCUCCAAGCUGGACAUAACCCACGCUUACCGGCACCUCUACCGGGGCCUCCUCCGCGCCGUGCAGUACUCGGCGCCGGCGCGAUACGUGGCGCGGGACCAGCUCCGGGCGGCGUUCCGGGAGCGCAAUGCGGCGCUGGAUCACGAGGGCGUGAAGAGGACGGUGUGGUUCUUGGAGGCGGCGGCCAAGGAGAGGGGCCUGGAGCAUAAGAUUCUGAAGAACUUGAUCCGGGUGCGGCUGGAUCGGGCGUGGGGGACGAGGGCUUGGAAGAGGGCUUUGAAUGAGACGAAGAUGAAACAACUACGAGAUGAUGCGAUGCAGCACUAUAAUAUGACUGUUGCGAUGCUGAAUAAGAGCAUGGGGCUUUGUUUACGAUGA